AUGAGUGUUCCUACGGUGCUGGCGCCUGUUUCUGGGACAGACUCGUCGAAGAAUCUAUCUGGAAUCCGGCCCGAGCCUGAACCCAGGAUUGCUCCCUCAACUGUCGGCUCUGAAACUCCGGUUUCAACUCAAACUAACAUGAUCGAACUCGCACAUUCAAUGCCAUUUCCUACCAAUAAUGCUGCUGGUAUAGAUACAUGUUCUAUCCCGGAAUCUGGAACUUGGUUCCUUGAAGAGGACUUCGACGUCGGAGCCCUAGAUUUCUCACUUACAUCUACAAUUUCAGAGUGGGCACAUAUUCCAAAUGUCUUCCCUACAAAUGAGCUGUCGGUUGGGGAACAAGACAUGUAUACACCCUUGCAAACUUCAGCUCCCAGUGUGGACUCGGCGAAUCCGAGUCCCGACGAGGAAAUAGUGCGAAGAAAAUGGUUCACUCGCAUGUCUCCCCCAAGAGAACAUCAUUCAAGUCGAGACUUCCCUGUAUCAGGCCCAACGUGUACAGGCCAUACAAAUAGUACAACUGAGUCGUAUAGAGCCGGCCUAUCCCAGAAGCUUCGACCACGGAUGGAAGAUGAAGCGUUGCCAACGUCAGAGCAGCUUAAUCUCUUCGCUAAGCUCUAUUUUCAUCGCUUCCAUCCUCUGUUGCCAGUUAUUCAUACUCCGUCGUUUAGACCAACCACUGAAAACGCACUAUUAUUCUUGUCGAUAUGCUCCAUUGGCAGCUUGUUUGUUGGGUCAUCGCGUGCCUUGGCUCAAGGUGCUAAAAUAUUUGAACGACUCAACAAGGCCAUAUUGGCUUCUUGGGAAUCUUUCAUAUCGCGAAGUCACCCAGAUGCGUUCUCCAUGGUUCAAGCCGCGAUUUUAGGCCAGACUUACGCCAUCUUAGCAGGAGAGCCGAAGUAUCUUGUUUUAGCAGAUGUGCUCCACGGAACGGUAGUUUCGUGGGCACGUGAAGCAAAUAGAUUGGGGGGCUCUUCGCUAUCGCACGGGCAAUCUUCUGGAUGA
Messenger RNA from Penicillium manginii, 1005 nucleotides. RefSeq lists its product as uncharacterized. Gene Ontology annotation, biological process: regulation of transcription by RNA polymerase II; DNA-templated transcription. The record is from RefSeq and is a predicted model, not a curated record. Gene Ontology annotation, molecular function: DNA-binding transcription factor activity, RNA polymerase II-specific; RNA polymerase II cis-regulatory region sequence-specific DNA binding; zinc ion binding. NCBI's taxonomy places the organism in Eukaryota, Fungi, Ascomycota, Eurotiomycetes, Eurotiales, Aspergillaceae. The transcript has a single exon. The coding region runs from base 1 to 1005 and encodes 334 amino acids. Gene Ontology annotation, cellular component: chromatin.